ACUCGUUAUUUUAUCUUUAAUUACAUCAAUUACUCAGUUCAUUAAACAUUACUCCAUAUUAUUUAAAUAUUUUUUUUUUUCUUUUAAAUAAUUAUUAUUGUAACUUGUGUCAAAUUUUAUUCAAAAUUUGAAUUGAUUCGAAACAAGUAGUUUGUGGUGGCAGUAAACCUUUGGGUUGAGGCUUUAGGUUACGAUGGCGUCGCUUAGACGACGACCAUGUCGCGUGUCGUUUCAUUGACGGACCCUUUAUUUUACAAAAGUUUUCGACUAAGCGAUUUUCGCAGAUUUUAGAUUUAAAUUUAUUUUACUACUGACAAAUGAUGAUGCCAACAAUGCCUCCUGAUGCUCACAAAAUAUCAUUAAAAAUUAUUGAAGCUAUUAAACAACAUCCUGUACUUUAUAUUUCUGAUGUAAAAGGGACUGCUAUUAAAUUACAAGAGUUUCGUCAAAAAGUAUGGAAAAGAAUUUCUGAUGAACUAGGAUUAGAUGCGUCUUGGGUUAGACUCAGAUGGAAAAAUUUACGCGAUACUUACUGUCGUAUAUUAAAAUUUAAAAAUAAAGCUGAAAAAGGCGCCAGAAGAAAAAAAUGGAUUUUCGAAGAUCAUUUGAGUUUUUUAAAAUUUCCAUAUGAGCCAGAUUAUGUACCACAGUGCGUAGAAUUAAGCGACGAGUACAUAGAAGAAAUAAAUCGCGGCGGAAUCAGUACGGAAAGUCUUCUAGAGCAAUUGGAAGACCGCAAUGAUGAAGAUUACAGUGAGUAUUUAGAAGUACUAGAAGAAACGAGUGCUGACCCAAUAACUAUUCUACCUGACGACACUUCCAUCGAAAUAAUAGACAACGGCCAGCAUUUAACUGCUGAAAUAAUUGGCAGUUAUGAAAAUCAAAAUAUCAGCGAAGGCGUUGAUAUUUACACGCAAAUUCAGUCAAAGUAUCGUAAAAUUCGUCCCAAGAGAAUGAAAUAUAACGAUGACACUGAAGACAACCGAGAGUCAGUCGAGCUUACCAACAAUUACGGAAUACUAAGUCCUAAUUUUAAAAUAGAACAAUUAAAAUUACCGCGAAAUAACAACGUCAAUGUCAAUCCCAUAAUUAUAACAAACGCGUCAACCCAGAGCUCGCCUAAAAUAGUAAAUGAAAAAAAACAAGACGACGAUGAAAAUAAAACUGAACAAUCCCCAGUUAAAUUACAGCCAGUGGAAUCAUCAAGUAUGGAAUUAUUUUUUAAUAGUAUGGCGCAAACAGUUAAGUCAUUGCCGCCAAAAGCACAAGCAGAAGUAAAAAUGGCGGUUUGUAAAAUAGUAACUGAGGCAGAACUGAGGUAUCCUAAAAAAAAAUUAUCCGCAAACACUCAACAAUUUAUUACACCUCCAGGUAUGAUUCCAAAAUUAGUAUUAAUUCCAUGUAGUAUGAUCGAUAAUCACGAAAAUAAAUAAAAUUAACGGAUAAGUUUUCAUUGUAAUUUUAAAUGAUUAAUUAAUUAAUUAUUUUUUUUGCUUUAGUUUUACGUAAAAUUAAAGUAGAAAUUACCUGUGUCGUGAAAUAUUAUUUUUGAAAAUAAAAUAAAAUAUAUAUAUA
Molecule: messenger RNA, 1575 nt
Organism: Microplitis mediator
Lineage: Eukaryota; Metazoa; Arthropoda; Insecta; Hymenoptera; Braconidae
Exons: 4
Coding region: 318-1433 (371 amino acids)
Biological process (GO): regulation of transcription by RNA polymerase II
Cellular component (GO): nucleus; transcription regulator complex
Molecular function (GO): DNA binding
Source: RefSeq, a predicted model, not a curated record